Molecule: messenger RNA, 2439 nt
Organism: Didymella exigua CBS 183.55
Lineage: Eukaryota; Fungi; Ascomycota; Dothideomycetes; Pleosporales; Didymellaceae
Product: DNA replication licensing factor CDC47
Exons: 5
Coding region: 1-2439 (812 amino acids)
Biological process (GO): double-strand break repair via break-induced replication; DNA strand elongation involved in DNA replication; DNA replication initiation
Cellular component (GO): nucleus; MCM complex
Molecular function (GO): single-stranded DNA binding; ATP binding; ATP hydrolysis activity
Source: RefSeq, a predicted model, not a curated record
AUGGCGCUGCUUACCGAGAAGGCACUCGUCAACUACGAGGAGCAGGAAGCUGCCUUUGUCGACUUCCUGAAGCACUUCAAGUCGUCGUCGACCGCCGCCGAAGAGCAAUUGGAGCGCCUGACCCUCGGCGGCAAUGCCAACGACGACGAGUGCGACAUGGCCGACGACUCGGACGGCCCGGCCCCGUCGCAGCGCGCCCGCCGGUCCAAGAGCAAGUACAUGGACAUGCUGCAGGACGUCGCGAACCGCGUGCGCAGCGACAUACUCAUCGAGCUAAACGACGUCGACGCCGUACGUAGACCCUACGAGCGGGCCACCGUGGACGACGAGACCAACUACAGGCUCGUCGAGUCGAUUGAGCGCAACGCCCACCACUACCUCGAGAUCCUGUCCCGAGCCGUCGACAAGUGCCUGCCGCCGCCCACGCGCGAGAUCAACUUCAAGGACAAUGUCCUCGACGUCAUCAUGACACAGCGGUCGAAGCGCAACGAGAGGAUACAAGAGCUGCAGGGCGUCGAGGACAGCGCGCAAGCCGAGCCAGAGUCCAUCUUCCCCGCGGCCUUGACUCGACGGUACACGCUCAACCUGGCGCCCAGGACGGCAUCCGCGUCCAGCAGCCAGCGCCCCGCCAAGGCUCUCGCCGUGCGCAACGUCAAGGGCGAGCACCUGGGCCAGCUCAUCACCGUGCGCGGUAUUGCGACCAGGGUGUCCGACGUCAAGCCUGCCGUGCUCGUCAACGCCUACUCGUGCGACCGCUGCGGCAGCGAAGUCUUCCAGCCCGUCAGCACAAAGCAGUUUACGCCGCUCGUCGAGUGCCCGUCGGUCGACUGCAAGAACAACAAGACCAAGGGCCAGCUGUUCCUGUCGACGCGGGCCUCCAAGUUCCUCCCCUUCCAGGAAGUCAAGAUCCAGGAGAUGGCCGACCAGGUUCCCGUUGGGCACAUUCCUCGCCAGCUCACCAUCCACUGCCACGGUGCCCUCGUGCGCAGCGUCAACCCCGGCGACGUCGUCGACGUCGCUGGCAUCUUCCUUCCCACCCCCUACACAGGCUUCAAGGCCAUGCGCGCUGGACUGCUCACAGACACGUACCUCGAGGCCCAGCAGGUGGUGCAGCACAAAAAGGCCUACGACGACAUGGUCCUUGCGCAGCCCACGCUGAAGAGGAUGAAGGAGCUCGAGAGGUCCGGCCAGCUGUACGAGUACCUCUCGCGCUCGAUUGCCCCCGAGAUCUUUGGUCACGUCGACGUGAAGAAGGCGCUCCUUUUGCAGCUCAUUGGAGGCGUCACAAAGGAGGUCAAGGACGGGAUGCGCAUCCGUGGCGACAUCAACGUCUGCCUGAUGGGCGACCCUGGUGUCGCCAAGUCGCAACUUCUCAAGUACAUCACCAAGGUGGCCCCCCGUGGCGUCUACACGACCGGCCGCGGUAGCAGCGGCGUGGGGCUGACGGCUGCCGUGAUGCGCGAUCCUGUCACUGACGAAAUGGUCCUCGAAGGCGGCGCUCUUGUCUUGGCCGACAACGGCAUGUGCUGCAUCGACGAGUUCGACAAGAUGGACGACAGCGACCGGACCGCCAUUCACGAGGUCAUGGAGCAGCAGACCAUCUCCAUCAGCAAGGCCGGCAUCACCACCACGCUCAACGCUCGCACAUCGAUCCUCGCCGCCGCCAACCCCCUCUACGGCCGCUACAACCCUCGCAUCUCCCCGGUCGAGAACAUCAACCUCCCCGCUGCGCUCCUGUCCCGCUUCGACGUACUCUUCCUUAUUCUAGAUACCCCUUCGCGAGACUCGGACGAGGAGCUGGCGCGCCACGUCGCCUACGUCCACAUGCACAACGCUCACCCCGAGGCUGCUGGAGGCGUCGUGUUCAGCCCUGCCGAGGUCCGGCAGUGGGUUGCCCGCGCCCGCUCGUACCGGCCCACGGUGCCAAAGCCCGUCUCGGAUUACAUGGUUGGCGCGUACGUUCGCAUGCGCCAGCAGCAGAAGCGAGACGAAGGCUCAAAGAAGGCUUUCACACACACAUCGCCCCGCACGCUGCUUGGCAUCCUGCGUCUCGCGCAGGCCCUGGCCCGUCUGCGAUUCGCGGACGAGGUCAUUUCCGAGGACGUCGACGAGGCGCUCCGUCUGACCGAAGUCAGCAAAGCCAGCCUGUACGUGGACGAGAAUCGCCGGGACGACCGCACUCCGAGCAGCAACAUCUACCACCUCAUCAAGUCUAUGGAGGCCAGCGGAGCCGCGGCCCUCGGCGACGGAACACGAGGCGAGCUGGAUCUUCGCCGCGUCCGCGAACGCGUGCUGGCCAAGGGCUUCACCGCGGACCAGUUCGAGCAGGCCGUCGACGAGUACUCGAUGCUCGAUGUCUGGCAGACCGCCGGCGAAGGCACGAGGCUCGUGUUCAUCGAAGCGGGAGACGAAGACAUGGACGCCGACAACGACUUUUGA